Messenger RNA from Nomascus leucogenys (northern white-cheeked gibbon), 687 nucleotides. RefSeq lists its product as uncharacterized. The record is from RefSeq and is a predicted model, not a curated record. Lineage: Eukaryota; Metazoa; Chordata; Mammalia; Primates; Hylobatidae.
AUGGAGGUUGAAGUGAGCCGAGAUCGCACCACUGCGCUCCAGCCUGGAAAAAAAAAAAAAAAGCCAGGGCUCCUAAUGUACUCAUUUGAACAUCACUUGUGUCCACCUGGGUUCGGAAUUGUGCUGGACAUGGGAUACACAAAGCGGGAGUGGAAUGUUCAGGAAGCAGCUGUGCUGUGGGUGAUAGUCAUACUUUAUUCUCUAAAACUCUCCAGUUUCAAUUGGCCUCUUGGUGCCAAAGCACAGCAUGUUACACCUAUCAGAUCGGGCACACUGCCCCUUUUUCCCAACCUAUGAGCUGAAAUGGCCAGCACUGCGCCUUCCAGAACCCAGCUUAGAUGCACAGUUGCCACGGAGGUAAGAAGAAUGAUUUGUUCACCACCAAAAGUCCAGUUUCUCCAAAAGGUAAGUCCCAGCAGGGUACAAUGUCCCAAACCUACGCAACCGUUUCCACUGCCUAUUCUGGGGCCCCUCACUUGGGUCAAGGCAGCAUUUCAAAGGAAGCCAGGAGCGAGAACUCGUGCAUCCGAACCUUUCUCUGACUUGGAGACAGUAGGGGAGAUGGUUCUCACAGAUGAAGUUGGGCUUUCAGAAGGAAGGGCCACCCUUCCUUCUAAUCAUCCCCCGGAGUCCGUGUUGGAAGAUGCCAGUGAGCACGUCUCAGGGCUCUAUGCCUUGCGCGGAUGA